Ziziphus jujuba (common jujube) is the source of this 1143-nucleotide messenger RNA. RefSeq lists its product as uncharacterized. Bases 183 to 899 code for a protein of 238 amino acids. NCBI's taxonomy places the organism in Eukaryota, Viridiplantae, Streptophyta, Magnoliopsida, Rosales, Rhamnaceae. The transcript has 2 exons. The record is from RefSeq and is a predicted model, not a curated record.
UUCUCUGUCUCUCUCUCUCUCUCAAAAUCAAGAGGAAUCACGCCUGCCAAAGCAAAAGAGAGAGAGGGAGGGGGGUUGGGCUGUAAUAAAGAAUGGAGAAAAAGAAAAGAAGCACAUUGCCAACCCCAUCUUCAUUCACAAAUUGAAGCAAAAAGGCUAAGCUUCUUCAAUUCUCAACCCAAAUGAAACUUCUUUGCUCUCUUUCUUCACCUCUUUCAUACUUCAACUUCCUCUGUUCAUGCAAGAUCCAAAGAACUCGCACACAAGGUAUGCCAACGAAGCCCUGGUAUCAGAGAGCAAUGGAGAUGGCCAAUGUUUGGAGAACCAUUUCCAAGCCAACAGAAGUUCCGACACCGACAGCGAAUGGAGCUGCUCUGUGGAAAAACAUAUCCAAAACCACAGAGAUUUCCACAACAACAACAAAAUGUUCGAAUAAUAAUGUCAAUAGACAACAGAAACUAAGAAAAUGUACUUCCCUCAAGGUGGCUACUUCAUUCACCAGGGUUUGUCUUUGUGCACCAAUAUCUUCCUACAAUGAGGUUUUCAGAGCUGAGCUUCCACCAAGAAGAAGCAAUAGUUAUCCCAGAUCCAAGCCAUUAUCGAACGCCAAUGCCGCCCCACAGGAGAGGAUUCCAAGUGCCAGACAUAGUACAGAAGGGAGAAGAGUAUUCAGGGGAAAAUCUUUGACAGACGAUGUCCUAAUGAGGAGAUUUGUUGUGGAAGAAGAAGCAAUGAUGCAAGUCAGAAGGAGAAACCAAAUGGAAGUCAUAAGGAGGAGAAGCAUGAUGAGAAGGAAGAAGCUUGGACCUAGUCCUCUUAGCAGAAUGGUGAUGGCUGAAGAGGAAGAGGAACUUGAAGAUGAAGAAAGAAAUUUAGUUGAUGAAUUGAUCAAUAUUUGAGAUUAGUUAAAAAUGAAGUUUGCUAGUUUAAACAAUUGAAGUUGGAUUGAUUUCCCUUCUUCAUUUGACAUUUCCUUUUUGGAAUUUUAAAUGGCAUAAUAUAAAUAUAUGAUGAUCUUUUCAUGGGGUAAUUUUUGUGCUUUCUGAAUUCUACAUCAAAUUAUUGUAUUCAAAAGCAACUGGUUGCCUCUAUUUACAAUUUCUUAAGUGCAAUCUACAUAUUUUAAAUUUGUUAAUGCAAAUC